Messenger RNA from Aspergillus novofumigatus IBT 16806, 1443 nucleotides. Its product is annotated as 25S rRNA (uracil2843-N3)-methyltransferase. Bases 22 to 1356 code for a protein of 444 amino acids. Lineage: Eukaryota; Fungi; Ascomycota; Eurotiomycetes; Eurotiales; Aspergillaceae. The record is from RefSeq and is a predicted model, not a curated record. The transcript is spliced from 2 exons.
UCUGCAACAAUAUUCAAGGACAUGGGACCACCAAGAUCAGGUGCUUCAAAGAAAUCCACAUCAUCAAAGAACGCACCAGGUCGCGAUAACCGAAAAGAAAAGAAAAGGCCGCAGCAGAGCAAACAGGAAACAGCAACGUCGCGACAUGACCAAACCGGUCAGGAUGGGAACCAGAUCGAUCUCUCCGCCACCAUCCCGCUGACUCUCCAGCAACUGCUGCUGAACGUAUUCAAGACAGCCUUGCUUACAAGUGAUGGGCCGCAUGACCAUGAGCACGACCGCCCCGCGGGAAAAGAAGAACUAGAUAUCAAGUCUUUGGUCCAGACUAUCAAGUCCCAUUUGUAUAAUCGGGACUUUGACUCGGCGUUUGCUGAUGCCGAUGAAGACCUCUUGCGCGCUUAUGCGCUGCGCUGGAGUGCGUCCCGUGCGCUGGGGUAUGCGGGGAUUUUCAAGUCUGUAUUGCGGACGUUGUUGAGUGGAAGUGAUGGAGCUCAGGUCCAGGCUCAGGGUCAGUCCCUGGCGAAGGAGACGAACCAUAUCGUCUGCAUUGGGGGCGGAGCCGGCGCAGAGAUCAUGGCAGUUGCGACUGCCUGGCGGGAUAUGAUGGACGAGACCGCGCUCUCGAAUAGUGUUGGUACGGUCACGUUGGAGGACGAGAGCAGGGGUCAGGAUCAAAAUCAAGACACAGCGGCAGCUGCGACUUCGUCGCCACGGCCAGGGCUGGCUAUUACAGCUGUGGAUAUCGCCGACUGGUCGAGUGUCGUGGACCGGUUGGCGCGGACGAUCCGGUCUCCCGCUGUUCCGGGCACAAAGUCGCAUCCUGCGCCACUAGAGUCGGGAAGUGCAGACAGAUUCGCCGUUAGAUUUGAACGCGCGGAUGUCCUCUCGCUGGCUGAGGAGGGAUUAAGGAAGAUAGUGCGUUUAGACGACGCGGCGGCACCGGCCCGCACGGUCCUGGUUACGCUCAUGUUCACGCUUAACGAGCUCUUUUCGACGUCCAUGGCCAAGACGACGGAGUUCUUGCUCCGCGCGACGGAUCUGUUGACAGCGGGGACUGUCUUUCUGGUUGUUGAUAGCCCGGGUAGCUAUUCGACUUUGAAAUUGGGCAAGUCGGCGAAAAAGGACGCGGAGCCGGAUGGCGCCUCGGCGACGCCGCGGGAGAGACGGUAUCCGAUGAAGUUUCUACUAGAUCAUACGUUAUUGUCGGUUGCCGCGGGGAAGUGGGAGAAGGUCUAUGAGCAGGAUUCACGCUGGUGGAGGAGGGAUGCGGCCAGGCUGCGGUAUUACGUUGGUGAAGGAGCGGGUUUGGAGGAUAUGCGGUUCCAGAUUCAUGCGUAUCGCAGGUUGGCUGAUUAGGGACAGGACAGCCAGAUCACUCUAUGUGAGGGCUAUGAGAUAGUAUUAUGACCAUGAUACCAUAUGUGGGACUUGUAGAGAGGAAUG